CCGUGUCUGGGCUGGGUACUUCAUUUCGACAACAGAUGCUAGAGGGGUUAGACGUCACUGUUGAACAUCUCUACCGUACACAAUCAUUUUGAUGAGUGAGACAUGAGGCUCAACAUGAGGGUGAUGUUAACCGCCCUGCUGCUGCUGGGGCUGUGGGGCAGGGGGCCAGGGGCUGCCUCCAAGGUCGAGUUGAUCAACAACGGUUAUGAGGAUGUUGUGAUCGGUAUCUCACCAGAGAUUGAUGAGAGUCAGGGGCAAGCCAUCAUCACAGCUCUCAAGAAAAUGCUGAUUGAAGCCUCAGGACAUUUAUUUACAGCAACUCGCAGAAGGGCAUUCUUUAGACGAGUGAAAAUACUAAUACCACAGUCCUGGACCAAUACACCCUUCAACCAGACUGCCACCACAGAAAGAUUCAAAGACAGCGAGAUUCAGGUCAAACAUCAGAACUUUGCUUAUGGAAACCAACCAUACACAGAGCAGCCAGAGGGCUGUGAAAAAGCUGGAACCUUCAUCCACCUCACCCCGGAGUACCUUACUACUAGCAACUAUACUACUGGCCACUGGGACCAUCCAGGUAAGUCCCUGGUGCCUCUGUGGGCUAAGUUACGUUGGGGAGUGUUUGACGAAUUUGGAUUUCCCAGUCAAACCAGUCCAGAAUUUCGUUUCUUCUAUGAACCGAAGACAAAUAAUAACAAAGGGGAAACUGACACCACCCUUCCAAACUACUGUGCUAAUGAAGCUCUCAAAGGUGAAGAAAGGACAUUAAAGCCAAGACUCGAGGGUGAAGAUGUUGAGGACUGGUGUUUGGAGGACAAGACAUCCACUGAUGACUGUAGAUUCUAUCCUUCUAACAUCCAGACUGCCAGUACUUCCAUUAUGUCGUACCCCUUCGUUAAGAGUGUCAGUCAGAUUGUAGAGUUCUGCGACGCAAAUACACACCGAUAUGAUGCUCCCAACAAGCAAAAUAAGUUCUGUAAAAUGUCUGUGUGGGAUGUGAUGCUGAAACACAGUGACUUCCGUGACAACCAGAACCCUAUACGUACAACUCCCAUAGAUGACACACAAGUCAUAGUGGUUCAGGAGGUGGACCCCAGCUUUGCUAUCGUCAUGGACGUCUCAUCCAGCAUGACAACUAACAAUCGUUAUAAGAACCUUCAAACAAGAGUGAAGGCAUUCUUGCUGCAUAAGUUGCCUGCUAACAGCUCCGUGUCUCUUAUAAAAUUUGGGAGUACAGCCACAGUGUUAGCUGACCUUGCCAAGGUCACGGACGAGAAUUCAAGAAAAAACCUGGUGGCCCUGGUCGACACCACCCCUAGUGGAGGCACCAGUAUUGGCUCUGGCCUCAAGAAGGCCCUUGAGGUGCUGAAGAAUCAGAGAAAUAAGCACAUUUUCCUCAUCACUGAUGGAGAAGAGAACACCUCCCCCUUGAUUAAUGAAGUUUGGCAGGAUAUGAUUCAGGCCAACGUGUGCAUCAUGACAGUGGCCUUAGGGAAGUCUGCUGACGACAAAAUUGAGAAACUGGCAACUGAAACAGGGGGCAAGGCACUAACUGUUAGGGACGAUGAUCAAAUCAAUAUGUUGGAUAAGGCCCUUGUGUCCACACUCACCCGCUUCCCAGCCAAGGCUGCACAGUUCACUCGCUUUGAAUUCUAUGACUCCCUCAAAAUUAACACCGAGAAAUUGGAAGUGAAAGAUUCUUUCAUAGUUGACAAAAGUAUUGGGAAGAACCUGAUCUUCCACCUGGAGACAGACAAUGUGGAUCAUGUAGAUGGAUCACCCAAGAUAAGAGACCCAGAUGGCAUAGAAACUAAUAUCAACGAUUUUAACAGUCAGGCCUCAAUGUGGACCAUCUCUUUCCCUAUGGCAAAGAUAGGAGUAUGGAAAUGGAGUGUUGCACUGACUGGAAGCUCAUCAAACUGGGUUAAGGCUUUUGCCACCAGCCAGACGCGGGACACAGCUACAAUGCCCAUUAUUACCGAGACCUGGAGUACUAAUGGAAGUGUUGGAAGGAGUAAACGAGAAAUCCGCAUACGAAUCUACUGUAAAGUAACUCAAAGGGAGAAUCCCGUCCUAUGGGCUGCGGUCAAGGGAAUAGUGACGGGACCUGACAACACCCCCCCUGAUAUAUAUGACCUCAAGGAUACUGGACAGACACCCGACACCAUGGAGAACGACGGUAUCUACAGCAGUUACUUGACUAAAUUCCCCAGCACUGGUCGCUACUCCUUAGACUGUGAAGUGGACAGCACUGAGGAUACUGUGGUGCCCGGGCAACCUGUGAGCAACACCCGUAAGCGACGUAACACUCGUGAAGGUCCACUUGGUCCUAGCUUAGAUCUUUGUUGUGGUACCAACAUGCCGUUCGACCCCUCCACCACCUCACCUACUGGGGCCUUCAGAAGGAAAGCAACAGGUGGUGUCAUUAAGUUGACAGAGGUGCCCGGCCCUGGUGAAGAUAUCCUACCACCAGAUGAGGUGAUGGACUUACAGGUGAUAUCGAUCACUUUGUACACCAACACUCAGCCUGUCACCACCAUCACACUCACCUGGAGUACACCCGGAGAUGACCUCAACCAGGGAACAGUGUCGAAUUACAUAUUCCAAUUGAGCUCAAACAAGCAGGACCUGUCAGAUAAUCCGUCUUCCCACAACCAACUAGACACGGUUCUUCCUGUUACAAAGAGUAGCCUGGAGGACGCUCACAUCCUGGUCGAGAGCGGCAAUAAAGUCACCUUUGACGUAACCUGUCGGAAAAAACUUGAAUUUGAAAGGACAUAUUAUUUGGGACUACAAACGGUGGAUGAUUCUAACAACAUGAGUGAGAUGUCCAAUAUCGUCCCGUUCACUGUCAUGGAGAAACUGGCCAUGCCAUCGUGGUCUCUUGACAGGUCGAGAGAUAUUAAUAGAGAUGUUAUUAGGUUUAAGAGAAAGAAGGAGAAAGUAGGACAGUAAGAGACGUGUAUUAACCAGCCACAAGUUUCAUAAUAUUAAUAAAGGUGAAGGGUGAAGCAGCAAGACCCAGACUGGAGUACAGAGUUACACCUUCCAUACUGAAUUGAUCAAGACUCAAGUUUAAUUGAAGAAUAUAAUUUUAAAUUCAAGUUUAGUCUGCAUGAUGAUGUACAUAAACUCUGCUACAGGUCUAGUGUGAUUCCAAACUCAUUACUAACACACAAACAUGUACCUAAGGACUUUGGGUGUUGGUUUGUGAUGAUGAUGAAGAAAAGUGUUUGUUUUUUCUCUACAGGUGAAGAGAAUAAGAUAAUGCUGAAUCGAAAUGUAUAGAAGAGUAAAAUUCAGCAUUAAUACAUCCAAUUUAUGUCUGGGAAGUACGGUGACACAUACAGUGGUUGGUAAGAUAAUGGAAACAACUUGCUUAUACUGUAGUCAUCUCAUUAUACUGUACUAUACAUGUGCUUUCAAGAAUAUAAACACACAACUCGGCUCCCGACUACAGCGCCCUCCAGAAUAUAUUGAAUAGUCUCCAAAAUUGGGCCACCUUCAGUACUUUGGGCCUCAACACACUCCAGGUUGUGGACUCCACCAAGCACCUCGGCAUCACUAUAGAUAACAAAUUAAAUUGGAAAACACACGUCAGUGAAGUUGUCAAAUCCUCCAGUUUUCGUCUCCUCCUCCAUCGCCUCAAGUCCCCGAGAGUUUCCAUGCCUGGGGUUCUCAGUGUUUAUUCAACAUUCAUACUUCUCAAACUCACCUAUACCUCCUCUGCCUGGUCUUUCUCCCUAAAUACCACACAAUGGAAAUACCUAGAAAAAGUGGAGAAAAGGGCAGGCAAAUUUAUUCUCUCCCCAUCCAACUCCACACAUCAAGAAGCGCUCAACACACUGACCCUCUCAGCUCUCUCUAAUCAUCACCACGACUUCAUCUACAAAUUAGGGGAGAAGUCUGCAUCAUCCUCGACACCGGCUCCUACUUCGACCCGAGAUCCGUCAUCUGUGAGUUGCUGCUCGACACCACAACCGCAUCCAGCCCAUACGAGCACGUACUGAUUGCUAUAAGAACAGCCCAGUCCCAUCCAUUGUAAAAAUUAUCAACAACUCGUCGUCAACCAGUGUGUUCACUCCCUACCAAUCUAUUUUGCAUUAUCACUAUGUUGAGAUGCCCUAUAGUAUGACCUUCUCCCCACCUUGUUAUUAUAUAUCAUACUUGUAUCACUUGUUACCUGUAGUAUAUUAUUUGAAAAUCUAUUGACCCAUUCCCCAGUUAAGUAACUAUAUUUGAAACCUUUUGACUGCCAUGUUUUUUUUUCGAUAAACUGUUUAUUAUUAUUAUUAUUACAUACAUGCACUACACAUAUUUACAGUACUUACUUCUCACCACUCCUGAAAUAUAUCAUACUGUACUAUUUUUAAGAUUAUCGACAGCUGAUAAACCCCUACCUAAUAUUCCAUUAUGUUUUCGAUAAAUCUAUAAAAACCA
This is a messenger RNA of Homarus americanus (American lobster), 4437 nucleotides long. Its product is annotated as calcium-activated chloride channel regulator 4-like. The record is from RefSeq and is a predicted model, not a curated record. Bases 103 to 2952 code for a protein of 949 amino acids. The transcript is spliced from 20 exons. NCBI's taxonomy places the organism in Eukaryota, Metazoa, Arthropoda, Malacostraca, Decapoda, Nephropidae.